AUCUUGCUAUCUAAAACCCAAAAUGGCGGCCGACGCGCCGCAGGAAGCGGCUUUAGAAAUAAGCAGCAGACUUUGCGUGAAGAACCUGCCGAAAUACGUUGACGAAAGCCGUCUAAAGGAGUUUUUCAGCGCAAAGGGCGAGGUUACCGAUGUCAAGGUCCUGCGCACGAAGGAUGGCCGGUCGCGGCAAAUGGGGUUCAUCGGGUUUAAGUCUGUUGAUGACGCGGCGCUGGCGAUGAAGUACUACAACAAGUCUUACAUGGACACGAUGCGGCUGGAAGUGGAGUACGCCCGCAAAGUGGGCGACGACCAACUGCCGCGUGCCUGGAGCAAGCACACCACCGGCACCAGCGCCAACAAGAAGCUGGCUGGACCGGCGGCGCCGGCGGCUGGCGGCGCCGGCGCAGAGGCGGGCGCGGGCGGCGCGGGUGACAAGAAGGGCGCCAAGGGCAAGAAGGGCAAGGGCGAGCCGCUGCCGGGGGAAGAGGAUCCCAAGCUGCGUGAGUUCCUGGCGCUGAUGGCGCCCCGCGCCAAGGCCCGCAUCUGGGCCAACGAUGAGCUGGAGGCCGCCGCCGCUGAUGGCGACGCCGCCGCAGCAGCAGCGGUAGAGGCGCAGCGGCAGCAGCAACAAAAGGCCGCGGCGGCGGCAGAGAAGCAGCUGCGGCGGCAGCUGGCUGCCGGCAGCGAUGGCGAGGAUGGCGACGACGAUGAUGACGAGUACCAGGACUGGUCGGGGGCGGUGGCGGCGGCGCACCGCCCGGCGGGCGGCGACAGCGAUGAGGAGCUGGUGCCUGGGCCGGGGCGGCGGCCAGCAGCCGGGGGCCAAGAGGAGGAGGGCGAAGGGGACGAGGAGGAGGAGGGGGCGGGCGCGGGGCGGCGUGGCGGCGACGAGGUGGUGGUGAAUGAGGCGGUCUCGGACCUGGAGUACCUGCGUUCGCGCAUGAAGCGCUGGGACGAGGAUGACGACGACGAGGGUGAAGAUGUGCUGGCGGGCAAGAAGCAGCAACAGCAGCAGCAGCAGCAGCAGCAGGGGCACAAGGGGCAGAAGGACGCUGCGGCGCGAGGCGACCAGAGCGGCGUGGGCACCUCGCCGCGCUGCGAGGGGCCGGCGGGACCGGCGGGCGGCAAGGCGGCCGGGAAGAAGGGCGCCGCGGCGGCGGCGGCGGCAGCCGCUGGCAAGCGGACGGCGGCGCAGGCCGACGGCGAUGAUGCCAUGGAUGACGUCGGUGCUGGGCAGUUAUCAGAAGAUCUGCCUGGAGACGGCGAUGUGCACAUGCGGGAUGCCGACGGCGCAGGCGCCGCCGCAGAGGCGCGGCAGCGCCCCGGGAAGCACGGCGUGCCGGAGGCGGGCGCAGUUGCUGGCGGUCACGAGGAGGUCAUCAUGGACACGGCCCGGCUGUUUGUGCGCAACCUGGCAUACACAGCCACGGAGCCGGACCUGUCGGAGCUGUUCGGCGGCUUAGGCCAGCUGGAGGAGGUGCGCGCGGGGGCGAGGGGGCGGGGGCGAGAGGGGGCGAGGCGGCGCAGGGAGACCAAGCGCAGCAAGGGUGUUGCCUACGUGCAGUACCAGAUCCCGGAGGAUGCGGUGCGCGCGGCGCAGCAGCUGGACGGAACCAUCUACCAGGGGCGGCUCUUGCACAUCCUGCCGGCUAAGCGCGCACCGGGCAGUGUGGCCGCUGCCGCCGCGGCCUUGGCAGCAGCGGCGGCGCCGGGGGAGGAGGGUGCAGAGGGCGAGACAGGCCGGCAGCAGCCAGGCGGUGCGCCGGGCACCUCCUCCUUCAAGGCGGCGCGCGAGGCGCAGCGCAAGGCGGACGCGGGCAACCGCGCGGCCUGGAACACGCUGUUCAUGCGCGCAGACACGGUGGCGGAGGCGGUGGCGGCGCACUACGGCCUCAGCAAGGCCGCGCUGCUGGACGCGUCGGCGGGCGGCGGCAAGGGAGGCGACAGCGUGGCGGUGCGCAUGGCGCUGGGCGAGGCGCAAGUGAUCGCCGCCACGAAGCAGGCGCUGGCGGAAGCAGGCGUGUCCGUGGAUGCGUUGGAGCGGGCCGCCGCCGCCAGCGGCAAGGCCUCCGCCUCCACGGCUGUGGCCCGCAGCGCCACCACACUGCUGGUGAAGAACUUGCCCUUCAGCGCGGACGAGGACGAGCUGCUGGCUGUGUUUGGGCGGUGCGGCCCGGUGUCGCGACUCGUGCUGCCGCCCGCCAAGGCGAUGGCGCUGGUGGAGUUUACGGAGCCGCAGGACGCGCGCUCGGCCUUCAGGUCGCUGGCGUACAAGAAGUACCACCACGUGCCGCUGUACCUGGAGUGGGCACCCGCAGACGUCUUCAGCGGCCCGCCGCCCUCCAAGGCGACCGCCGCCGCCGCGGCAGCGGCGGCGCCCGCCGACAGAAAGGCCGCCACCGCAGGCGGCACCAAGCCCGGCAAGGACGGCGCGGCCGCGGCAGCGGCCGACGCCGCGGCGGCGGAUGUGCACACCGGCGCGGGCGCUGAUGGCGACGCGGAGGGCGAUGCUCCGGCGCCGGCGGUGGUGGGAACCAUUUUUGUCAAGAACCUGGCGUUUGCGACGACGGACGUGGCGCUGAAGAAGCACUUUGACAAGGCCGUGUCGGCGGCGGGCGGCUCGCUACACAGCGCGCUGGUGGCGAGGAAGCAGGGCAAGGACGGCGCGACGCUGAGCCUGGGGUACGGCUUCGUGGAGGUGGACAGCGAGGCGAUCGCGUCGCUGGUCAUCAAGAAGCUGCAGGGAACCAUGCUUGACGGACACAAGCUAGGGCUGCAGCUGAGUCGGGGCCGCAAGACGGCGCCGGCAGCAGGCGCCAAGGCCGCUGCGAAGAAGGGACAGGAGGACGGUAGCGUCAAGCUGGUGGUGCGUAACUUGGCGUUCGAGGCAACCAAGAAGGACAUCCAGGGCAUGUUCAACCCGUUUGGGCACCUCAAAUCCUGCCGCCUGCCCAAGAAGUUCGACGGCAGCCACCGCGGCUUUGCGUUCGUGGAGUUCGUCACCAAGCAGGAGGCGCGCAACGCGCUGGAGGGCGUGGGCGGCACGCACUUGUACGGGCGCCGUCUGGUUGUGGAGUAUGCCAAAGAGGAGGAGGGCCUCGAAGACAUCCGCAACAAGACCGCCAACAAGUUCAAGCGUGACGAGGAGGCGGAGGCGGGCGCCGCGCCCGCCAAGCGGCUCAAGCUGUGAGCGGGAAGCAAGGAGGAGCGCUGGAAAGCACGGGAGUGGUUUCGGGCGGUGCGCGGCACAGCGUGUGUUUUGGUUGGUGGCUCGUGCUGUUCUGCGGCUGCGUGUUGGGUGUCGGUAUAGCUCCAAGUGCGGCCGGUAGCAUCAGUGGUGGUGGCGUGAUGUUGGGGUUGGGGACGAGGCCGGCCUUGGUGUGGCGUGGCUGUGCCACUGUGGUAAUAGAACUGUGAUAGGCGUGCAGCGGCUGUGCAGCGGCUGUGCAGCGGCUGUGCAAGGGAUGCGACGGUAAGCGCGGAAGUUGGAGCGGUACUCUGCACGCAGAGACUAGGUUAGGCGCAUGAAUACUUGUGUAAUUGAAGCCCUAC
Molecule: messenger RNA, 3552 nt
Organism: Chlamydomonas reinhardtii
Lineage: Eukaryota; Viridiplantae; Chlorophyta; Chlorophyceae; Chlamydomonadales; Chlamydomonadaceae
Exons: 16
Coding region: 23-3190 (1055 amino acids)
Cellular component (GO): cytoplasm; ribonucleoprotein complex; nucleus
Molecular function (GO): mRNA binding
Source: RefSeq, a predicted model, not a curated record